Messenger RNA from Anopheles aquasalis, 1044 nucleotides. RefSeq names its product protein atonal-like. The record is from RefSeq and is a predicted model, not a curated record. Lineage: Eukaryota; Metazoa; Arthropoda; Insecta; Diptera; Culicidae. Gene Ontology annotation, biological process: sensory organ development; axon development; positive regulation of transcription by RNA polymerase II. Gene Ontology annotation, cellular component: nucleus. Gene Ontology annotation, molecular function: DNA-binding transcription factor activity, RNA polymerase II-specific; protein dimerization activity; E-box binding.
AUGGCAAGUGACUUUAGCCGGCAUCAUCCGUUUUACUAUUACGGCCAGGACUCGACGAUGGCCCAGUGUUCUAAUGGUGGUACUGCUGGUGGUGGUGUGAAGGGAAUUAAGAUGGAACAGCACGAGGGAACGACUGCUCUCACGGAAUCGUACAGUGAUGGCGCGAUGUACGGAUUUGCACAACCGACAAACGGAUUGGUCGGUCAGCAAGCAGUCACUUCGAUCGCUCCGAAUGUGGUGAUGUUACCUGGCUUCAUGGAUAACUAUCCCGACAGCUGGAUGACACCCAGUCCGUCCAGUUUUGGGUCCGAAAGCCCGGAUUACUACUCACUGGCCAAUUCGCCCCAGCGUAGCUUCAUCGAUGUGGAAGAGUAUAAGGAGAAUCUGCUCGGUAUGCGUCCUUCUCAGCAGCAGCAACAUCAUCAUCAGCAGCAACAGCAGCAGCACCAGUGCCUCCAGAGCCAUAUGUCCUUAUCGACGACACUUCCACUGUCACCUCCACUUGUUGCUCAACCACAUCAGCCACAGCAACACCACCAGCAAGUGCUGGCGGGCAGCCGAACGAUGGGAGAGCUACAAUCGAUCUCAGUACAAUCGAGCACCACAGCGACCAGUACUCCGGUGACAAGCCUUCCGGUGAAAAAGCGUCAAUACAAUCGCAAACCGAAGCCCAAACCGGAACAACCGCUGAUCAACGCGAUCGAAACCAACGCUACCUCCACGCUGGAACUGUCCUGUUUGACGUCCUUCACCAAGACGGGCCAAGGGAAACCGGCCAUCGCUUCCACCACCACCACCACUCCUUCGCCAGCAGCUCCAGUCACGGGAAAGCGGAAACGUAAACUGGUGCCACCGCAGAUCAAGAAGAAACGUCGGCUGGCGGCGAAUGCCCGGGAGCGUAAACGAAUGCAGAGCCUGAACGAUGCGUUCGAUCGAUUGCGUCAGUAUCUGCCCUCGCUCGGUAACGAUCGGCAGCUUUCGAAGCAUGAAACGUUGCAGAUGGCACAGACCUACAUCACGGCACUGGCGGAACUGUUGCAGUAG